AUGAUCUCAAGUAGUCGUAGCUUUCUAUCUACCGUAUCUCCAGGCUUUCUCCGAUGUCAGCGGCAAUUGUCAAACAGCUCUAGAGCCAAGCUUCAGCCAAAGUCUCCUAGUAAGGUCUUCCGUAAUUUGGCAGUAGGUGGGACACUAACUGGACUCAGUGUGUAUGGAUUGGAUCAAUACUAUGAUAAAGUGAUCUCCAGAUCCUUCCGUGCUGUCAGAGCUCUACUCUGGGUGGCGUACCAGUACUCUUCCAAUGCUUCUAGCUAUGAUUCAAUGCAUGAUUUGCAUGAUAUAGCUGCUGAAGAACUAUUGAAAAUGAUCGAGGCUAACAAGGGACUAUACAUCAAGCUCGGUCAGGCGAUUGCAAACCAAGGAACUUUGUUUCCAAUAGAAUAUCAACGUAGAUUCAAUAGGUUAUAUGAUAAUGCCCCAGUAGAUAAAUGGCAAGACAUAGACACGCUCUUGAAGAAGAACUUUGGGUCUGAUUACGAAACAGAUAUGUUUCAUCUGAUAGAACAUACGCCAAUUGCGAGCGCUUCCAUUGCUCAAGUUCACAGAGCAGUAUUGAAAGUCCAUAAUGAAUCCAAUGGCACGGUCGAGAACGUAGAUGUUGCAGUUAAGGUGCAACACCCAUAUGUUGAAAACCAAAUAAACGUGGACUUACUUGUAUAUAGAUUAAUCACCAAAGUUUACGAAAGGGUUUUUGACAUACCAAUGGCGUUCUUUUCUUCAUAUGUUUCUCUGCAACUAGAGAAGGAAACUGAUUUCGUGAAUGAACAGCGUAAUACAGAGAAAUUGGAAUUCUUGUUAGAGACUGACACUUCAAAGUCCAAGUAUUUACAAAAGGUUCGAGUACCCAAGGUCUAUACUUCCACUAGGCAGGUUCUUAUCGGCGAAUGGAUUGAUGGAGUUUCUCUCAGCGACAAAGACAAGUUGAUAGAUCAGGGGUUCGACUUGAGCCUUCUAAUGACUCAGUAUUUGCAAUCACUUGCGAAACAAAUAUUUGAAUAUGGAUUUGUACAUUCAGAUCCACAUCCAGGAAAUCUUAUUGCGAGAUUCAACGAUAAAAAUGUACAGGAACUUGUAAUCUUAGAUCAUGGGUUGUACGUAGACCUCCCUAUGAAGUUCCGUAAUGAAUACUCGCGCUUGUUUGAAAGUAUCUUCCAAUUUAAUCGAUCUGGAAUUAAGGAAAUUGCUGACAGUUGGGGUAUAGGAAAUGUCGAAGUUUUUGCGACGCUAGUUCAAUUAAGACCUAUCAAGAUGGAUGGAGAUUCGCCAGAUGGUAACUCCAAGCAAGACAUAAAUGAUUUGCUUCAUGACUUUUUGAAUGAUAAAUCCAAAUUUCCUCUAGAACUCAUCUUCAUCUCCCGUACCAUGAGAAUGAUGCAAAACCUAAACCAAACCUAUGGAUCUCCGGUGAACAGAAUCUCCAUUUUAACUAAAGAGCUGGUUAGUGCACUUCUCAAAGAUUCCAAAUCCAGGAAAGAUUGGUUUAUUCAGACUUUGAAGUUUUUACCAGUUAGAUUUGCUUUCUUUUUGAAUGACUUAGCAUUCUGGUUCAUAAGGCUCCGCCAAGUAUUGCUUGGAGAUAGAUAUGGCGGGAAGAAGAUUGGUUUAGAGGAUUACUUAGAGACAUAUAUGAAAAAUACCGCAAAAAGUGUGGGUAUUGAAUGGGUGGAUGAAAGCGAAGUUUGA
Dujonia railenensis is the source of this 1695-nucleotide messenger RNA. NCBI's taxonomy places the organism in Eukaryota, Fungi, Ascomycota, Pichiomycetes, Serinales, Debaryomycetaceae. The record is from the annotation of a GenBank genome assembly.